ACAUGCCGAGCUGCCUCAUAAUUGUUUUAGAGACGAGUUCAAUAAUUAAGCGAUAAAUAUACCAACAGAGUGGCGGCGAGCGGAGGACGGCAGUCGAGUGGCGGCCGCGUCGCGUAUCAGACAUUCGCGGCAAGUGAUGGACCUGAAGUUCAUUCGACAUUUUUGUAUCGGACAUCGAAGGAAUCUCACCGAACUGGUUCCCGCGCAACGCUGCGUUAGUACGCCGCUCUGGUCGCCGGCGCGCCUGCGCCGUUGCCGCCGCCCCAGCGCGCUCACCUCCUGCACAACGUGCGAUGAUCCACGUGGGUCGAGGAGAAUUAUGCGUGGGGCGUGCGCGUGCGCGGUGGUGUGCGCGUUGGUGGCGCUUUGCGCGGCCGCGGGGUUGGACGAGGCGACGCGCGCCGCCGCCGAAAAGCAGUUGCUUGCGCUGCUGGGACUGCCACGCCGGCCGCCACCUCGCAAUCGGCCGCCUCCGCCUGUGCCCCGCGCCAUGCGCCUGCUGUAUGAUGAACAAAACGCUUUUCCCGCCGCAGCGGCCAACACGGCGCGGUCUUUCUACCAUACGCCCACCGAUCUCGAUGACCGCUUCCCGGGCGAGCAUCGCUUCCGCCUAUUUUUUAAUAUAAGCGGUGUGCCAUCCGAUGAAGUCGCGCGUGGCGCGGACCUCAAGUUCCAAAGGGCCGUCGGUACGACGGGCAAGCAAAGAUUGUUGCUGUAUGAUGUCGUGCGACCUGGGCGGCGUGGGCAAACUGAGCCCAUUUUAAGACUUUUAGACUCUAUACCUCUUAGGCCCGCUGAAGGCAUCGUAACUGCAGAUGCUUUAGGGGCGGUUCGAAGAUGGCUGAAAGAGCCAAAACACAAUCAUGGACUAUUAGUGCGUGUUUUAGAGGAAGACUCGAUAAAUACAAAUGCAAAAUUCCCCCAUGUGCGAGUUCGAAGACGCACAACAGAGGAGAACGAAGAAUGGCGAGCAGUUCAGCCAUUACUUAUGCUCUACACUGAAGAUGAAAGAGCGAGAGCCGCAAGAGAACUCGGCGAGACGCGAUUAACGCGAAAUAAACGAGCUACGCAGCGAAAAGGUCAUCGGGCUCAUCAUCGGCGUAAAGAAGCUCGUGAGAUUUGCCAGCGACGACCACUAUUCGUUGAUUUCGCUGAUGUUGGCUGGAGUGAUUGGAUCGUAGCCCCACAAGGUUACGACGCGUAUUACUGCCAAGGAGACUGUCCCUUCCCGUUGGCGGAUCAUUUAAACGGCACAAAUCAUGCGAUCGUGCAGACUCUUGUUAACUCAGUGAACCCCGCAGCGGUGCCAAAAGCGUGUUGCGUUCCUACGCAACUUUCUUCUAUAUCAAUGUUAUAUAUGGACGAAGUGAACAAUGUGGUGCUUAAAAAUUAUCAAGACAUGAUGGUAGUUGGUUGUGGUUGCCGAUGAUGAAGGCGUCACGGCCUCGUGCGGACCUAGUGAUAAAUCGUGGACCCAGUGUACAUAUAGUAGUGGCCUCGAAAAUUGUACAUAUUCUAUUUGUAUAUAUAAUCGUGUAAUUAUUAUUUUAUUGAAAGAAUACUGAUCUAAUAAAAG
Vanessa atalanta (red admiral) is the source of this 1576-nucleotide messenger RNA. RefSeq names its product protein decapentaplegic (gene dpp). Gene Ontology annotation, cellular component: extracellular region. The record is from RefSeq and is a predicted model, not a curated record. The transcript has 3 exons. Lineage: Eukaryota; Metazoa; Arthropoda; Insecta; Lepidoptera; Nymphalidae. Gene Ontology annotation, molecular function: growth factor activity; cytokine activity. Gene Ontology annotation, biological process: BMP signaling pathway; SMAD protein signal transduction. The coding region runs from base 137 to 1429 and encodes 430 amino acids.